UAAACCUGUACUCGGUCGAAUCGUAGCUGAUUCACCACUUGUCGUACGUUUUGACAUCUAUCCUGAUCCGCGAAUUUUAGGAAUAAUCUCGUCAGCGAGGUGCGAAGAAUUAUUGUUAUAUUACGAUUCAUACUUACAACCGUGGGCAGGAGCAAUCCCUUCUGCACAAGAAUUAUCAUUACCUGGAACACGUUGAACUUCAACAUUUCUGCUUUCAACGGUUUUAUAUCUUGCUUCGAGAUUUAGCAAUCCAAUCAUAAAUUCACAAGAAGAGCAAGUGUUAGGAAUGCAUAAACGUUCACUUGCAAUACGUGCAUUUGGAUGUGCAGAUCAAAGUUUAGAAACAUUAAUUGCUCUUCAUCUUCUGACCGUUUGGAAAGCUCUUGAUGAUGGUUAUUCUCAAUUGUAUGUAGGAUAUGCAGAUCAAAUUGCAAUCAUAUCUAGAACAGGUGGAAGCAAUGGAAGCCCUUUAUCAGAAAAAGAAGCAAGAGAUAUAUUACGAAUUCAAUUAUUUCAUUACGUUCAAAGGAGUACAUUUCGAUUAUUUCACGUUCCCUUACUGAACGAAUCAAUGGAUCAAGAUGAUUUUGUUCUACCUUUUCCGAUUUCUUCAUCUCCUCCUCCGCCGCUUUUAGCUUUAGAAAGAUUUGCAGCUGGAAAUUCGACCUCAACAUCAGAUUGUCAACUUUGUGCAACUGUUGAGGGUCGUUCGAUUCAAAGUAAAUAUAGAGAUUUACUCGAAAAACAUAAGCCAGGUCCAUUUGGUAGAUCACGUAAUUUAUCUGCUGGUUUUACAUGUCAGUGCAGAAUUAAUAUUCUAACAAAAUGCUCAGAAUCGCAGAAGGAAGAUUCAUGAUGAUCGCAACUUCGUGAUUUCGAUGCUGAUACGUAUGUGUGAGUAUUGGUGAAGAGCAUACUGUUCGGGUAUAG
This is a messenger RNA of Meira miltonrushii, 930 nucleotides long. RefSeq lists its product as uncharacterized. NCBI's taxonomy places the organism in Eukaryota, Fungi, Basidiomycota, Exobasidiomycetes, Exobasidiales, Brachybasidiaceae. The record is from RefSeq and is a predicted model, not a curated record. The transcript has a single exon. Bases 287 to 856 code for a protein of 189 amino acids.